Messenger RNA from Nelumbo nucifera (sacred lotus), 1594 nucleotides. RefSeq names its product BTB/POZ domain-containing protein At1g55760-like. Gene Ontology annotation, molecular function: protein binding. The record is from RefSeq and is a predicted model, not a curated record. Lineage: Eukaryota; Viridiplantae; Streptophyta; Magnoliopsida; Proteales; Nelumbonaceae.
CGCUACCAGCCUACCAAAACCAUAUAAUUGCAGGAAAUAAAGAGCUCCUCUAUCUGCCCGUUACCGAGUCUCUGCAACUUUCUCCUUCAAUGGCGUAAAGCAAGCUCAAAAUCCUUGCGUGUCCGGGACUUUCACAUUGUCAGAAAGAGAAAGAAUUUUUUAGGAUAUCUCACACUCCGAGUGCAGAGCUCGGGAGAAAAGAGUGCCGAGAUCAGUUGGUGUUGGAAUUUUUUUUCCAUGUUUAUGAGGAGUUGUCUCUUUGGUAGCAAACCUGGGAAAGCCAGGCGAAUUCUUCUACCGCUUAUUCGGUUGCAUCCAUGAGAUCACUACUGCACUCGCCUUCGCUAGGAUGAGCGAUUCCGCUUACAGAGUCGAAACCACGUCCCGUCUGGCCCAAUGGAGGAUCGACAACUUGGCCUCUUGUACCUACAGAAAGUCCGAUCCUUUCAAGAUCGGCAACUGGAAUUGGCAUUUAUCAGUGGAGAAGAAUCAGGUGUUGUUCAUUAAGCUAUACCCAAAUCUGACGAGAGAUAACCCCCCAAUUGCGUCCUUCAUUAUUCAGGUCCUCUGUUCUGUUGGAGAUCGAAAAGCGCUGAUUCACCCAGGAAUAACAAACAAGCAACUAAAGAAUAACGAUGAUUUCAUUUGGGUGAUUGAAACUCCAUUAACUGGGAAGUUCAUUAUCAAUGUUGAGUUCCUAGAUUUGAAGAUAUCGUCGCCAAACGAUAGUGAACCUUGCUCCAUAUGGGCUGAAGGAUACAGUCAGAGACAAUCUAGUUCAACAGCCCUUUCAUGCCUCAGCAGAAUGUUAUCUGAAAGUAUCCAUACAAACAUUACAAUCAAUGCCUCCAAUGGGAGCAUUGGAGCCCACCGUGCUGUGCUGGCAACAAGAUCACCUGUCUUUUGGAGUAUGUUCUCACGUGAUCUCAAAGAGAAGGAUCUAUCAACUAUAAACAUCACAGAUAUGUCAAUUGAAUCUUGUCAGGCAUUCCUCAACUACAUAUAUGGAAACAUCCACUGGGACGAGUUUCUGACUCACAGGCUUGCACUUUUUCAAAUAGCUGACAAGUAUGACAUCUCUGACCUGAAAGAGGCAUGCCAUGAAAACCUUCUAGAAGAUAUUGACACUAAAAAUGUGCUUGAGAGAUUACAGAAUUCACAUCUUUAUCAAUUGCCAAGGCUAAAGAGCAGUUACAUGAGGUAUCUUGUGGAAUUUGGUAAGAUAUUUGAUAUUCGAGAUCAUUUUAAUGCCUUCUUACAAUGUGCCAAUAGGGAUCUGGUUGCUGAGAUCUUUGAUGAGAUUCUUGCCACCUGGAAGGGCCUCUAGAAUUCUGCUCAAGGAAAAGUAAUGAAGUGUUCAGGUUUGUUCUGCAUAAUUAUGUCUCUGCAGAUAGGCAUCUGGAACAAAAUUCUAUUUGUUCAGGAUUUGCUUCCACUAUAGCAUUCUUUAGUCGAGGUGGGUUUGAUUAUGUUAUGAUGUAUAUUUCUCCUUAGAUGAACCUACUGUAAAAGAAACAUUUUAUGCAUGGGUUGCCUUGUAAUAGGUCAAAUGUAAAUAAUUUGAUGUAUUAAUAUUAUGUGGUCAGUUUUUCAA